UCCUCCUGAUAUCAACGCUUCGCGCAGUUUGUUGAUAUCGAGACGUCAAUAGUUUUGCACUCAUUUCUUUAUUUGCUUAGUGCCUGAUUGUCAAUUCAUUAAAUAAUUAUGGAUUCACUUAAUAAUUCAGAAUGUAAAAAAUCGAACUGGAACUAUGCUAGUACAUUGAAAUUCAUAGAAAGUUUUAAAACUGAACCAGUUUUGUGGAACCCAGAACAUCAAUAUUACAGGAACUACCAAUUGCGUUUCGCCGCAUGGGUGAGAAUUAAAAAUAAUUUUGGUUGGCCUGAUACAGUGAAGGAACUAGAUUUUAAAAUGAGAAAACUUAUUCGUUGUUAUAACAAGUAUCUAAUUGAAAGUAAACAGUUAUCGAAGCUUGUACCAAGUGAGGAUAUCCAACCAAAAUGGUAUGCUUUUGCGACAAUGCAUGGUUUUCUUGGCCAGAUAACCACACAGAUCAAUGAAGAAGCCGAGAAACCGAUGAAGUCGAUGAAUGUUACUACCAAGGCUGAAGAAAAAGUGAAAAUGCCAAAAUUAGUAAAAAUAAAAAAAAAUAAACAGCAAGGACAAUCCAGUGAUGAUGAAUACGACAGAUUCGGAAAAUUAAUUGCAAUCAAGAUAAAAAAACUGCCCAAUCCUGACACGCAAGAGAGAGUAAUGCUUGAUAUUCAUAGAAUAAUUGCCGAAGAAGUCAUAUUAGAUCGCCUUGGGGAAAAAAAUCCUCCUCCAAAUCAUUGCUAAAUUAACAAAUAUAUUUCCUGAAAAAUGUCGCAGAAUUGAACUACAACAAACAAAAUGAUGUCUACGCACACAGUAGUGAAGAAGCGAGCAACCGUAUUCCGCGUGUCCAACGAGGUCAUUUUCCAUCCUCGCUCAUGAGAUUAAGAACGACAGGGGAAAGUGUUACACAGCAUCACUAAAACUAUAAGUAGGAGGCAUCCGCGCGCGCGCAGCGCAAAGCUCUCACGCCGACGCAGUGUCACGGACGCGCGCUUACUGUUUACAAAAUUCGUACUAUCAAUUAGCAGUGCACGAGUGUGUAAUUAUAUGACACUUGGAUAUAUACCUAUUUUUAUUGCGGAUAGACGUGUGUCUUCAAAAUGACAUCGUCUUUACUUCUGGCGAGCACGAUAGUUACUAAUAAUAGCAAACAAAUAAAUGAUGAUAUGCCAAAAAUCACCACAGCACGACAGUCGAGUGGGAAAAAUAGAGACUAUGAAUGGCAAAUAGUAUGGAGAAACGUCUUAGGCUUCAUUUAUCUUCAUGCUGCUUUCGUCUAUGCAAUGUAUUUAACAGUUACCGGCAGAUUUAAAGUAUACACAUAUAUAUUUGCUUUGAGUUUCUCCAUAUUGUCGGCUAUGGGUGUUACGGCGGGAGCGCACAGGCUGUGGGCACACCAAGCAUAUAAAGCGAAAUGGCCAUUGAGAUUAGUAUUGGCUAUAUUACAAACUAUGGCUUUCCAGAAUCAUAUUUACGAGUGGGUGCGAGACCACAGAGUACAUCAUAAAUUCACGGAAACCGAUGCGGACCCGCACAACGCCAAGCGCGGCUUCUUUUUCUCCCACAUGGGUUGGUUGAUGGUGAGAAAGCAUAAGGAUGUAUUCGAGAAGGGCAUCACCAUUGAUAUGUCAGACUUGGAGAAAGACCCCAUCGUUAUGUUUCAGAAAAAAACAUUUUUAUUCGUGAUGCCACUGUUAUGUUUCGUGAUACCGGCGUGGAUUCCUUAUUACUUCUGGAACGAGGACCCGUGGUCGUCGUGGUACAUCGCCGCAAUAUGGCGAUACACGUUGUCUCUCCACUUCACGUGGCUCGUCAACUCCGCUGCCCACAUGUGGGGCAACAGGCCGUAUGAUAAGUACAUAGGCGCAACUGACAACAAAACUGUAGCAAUAUGUGCGUUCGGCGAGGGCUGGCACAACUACCACCACGUGUUCCCGUGGGACUACAAGGCGGCCGAGUUGGGCAACUACUCUACCAACAUGUCGACGGGACUCAUCGAUCUUGCUGCUAAAUGGGGUUUGGCUUACGAUUUGAAGACGGUAUCUGUAGAAAUGAUAAGGAAACGUGCAGCGAGAACUGGGGACGGAUCGCAUCCCUCAUCACAGCGUGCCAAAGAUUCUGAUGACGACCAUCACCAUCCGGAAAACCCUGUGUGGGGCUGGGACGACAAAGACAUGCCCGAAGAAGACAGACUAUGCGCAGAAAUACAUAGAAAAGUUGAAUAAUUUCACGCUUAUUCGGUUUGGUUCGUUAGUAACGUGCAAAAAAAGCUUUUGAUGUGAAAAUGUUGCGGAACGCAACGAAGCUGGUUUAAAUUAAUCCUUUGUGUAAAGAAAUAUGUCUGUACUAGUAAGCAAUAAGGGUGGUUGUGCAGCUCUAUUAGCAAUUGGUGGCCGAAAAUUUUAUGUACUGACUGACGUAAUGAGAAAAUUCAGAGAAAAGCUUCUAAAUUGUAGACAGCUAUUAAUAAGGAGUAGACUACAAUAAAGUUAUAACAAAACCAACGAAACAGUUAUUAAUUUUGCGGUGUAAACUUGUCUGGUAUAAAAUUGCUAUCAUUUAAUAUUUAGUACCAUGACUUUAAUGCGAUUUCACUGCCUUCCUAAUGCAACUCGAACUGCGUAAUGUAAAUCUUCAUCAUCAGCCUUUUACACACAACACUCUGGGGCAUAGGCGUUCUCUAUGGAUAUCACACGAAAUGGACAGAUGAAUAGAUGGAAGAGGAUCAUGGCCCAAUGGCCUAAUGCAGAUUGGUAGAUGCAAACUGCAGAUGCAGCCGGGACCAACGGCCUUGGGCACCCAUCCAAUGACCGAUAAUUGUGGAAGUUGUUUAACUUUCACGAUCGCAGGCCAAACGCACUAACCACAUUUGCCAUCGAGCCCGUCAAAUAAAUAACUCUUUAGCUUUAUCUUUCCCAUGUAACAUUCAUAAUUAAGUAACAAAAACUUGCACUUUGUUUUGACUUGAUGUGUUGCUUAAUAUUAUAUUUGUAUUCAUUUAUUCAUCAUAAAUUGGUGGCUAUUUAGACGACUGACUCCGCAUCAGUAGAUAAACAACAAAUAACAGUAUAUACAUAAUAAAAAUGAAUCCAACAUGCCCCUGGAACCUGCUAGUUGGACUGCCUGUGUAGCAAGUUUAAUAAUAACUAAAUUAAAAUAAUAUUAAAUACUGGAUUAUUUGUACUAGUUUCCAGCGCCGAUCUAAAAGGGAAGGAAAAUCAUCAUGCAGACACCAUCCCCGUUAUUAAUAAACGAGGAAUAAGUUUAGACUAGCUACACCGUGUUUUGUUCCUAUCACUCAAAUGCCAUUUGUUAUUCAAUGAACACAGACAAAACAUGGAGUUACUAAUCCAAGCUUAUUCUCUGUUAAUUAAUAAAGGGGUAUAAGUUUUCAAAGUCAAGUUUAGGUAGCCUGUCACUUUUGAUUUGAAUUUGAUCCUAAAAUAUUGUCAUUGUUAUUUGGUAUCAUUGAGGUGUGAAUAUAUUUAAAUGAAAUAAAAUUAUAGUUUAUUCAAAUUGGCUCAUAGAAAGUUCUUUUGAAUCGUCUAGUAUUUUUGUCCUACCUUUCCUGUUGUUUUAACUAUAACUGAUGUUUUGCUAUCUUAGCAAGGUGAUGUGGCUUUAAACUUUGUAUGUACAAAAUAAUUUGUUUGAAUUUGCGUAUAUUUGAAAUAGAAGUAAGAAAACCAAUAUAAACCCACAGAUAUACGUGUCCACCCAGGGUGUCUACUGCUCAGUUCAGUUCAGUAAUAAAUAUUUAAAACUAAAAACUGACGAAAUUAACAUAAGCAUGACGUUUACAUAAAUUCAAAGAUUACAAUAAUUAGCAAUGAAAAUAGUUUUCAUAUUUAUUAUUAUUUAUUUAUUGUUUUGUUUUUUUUAUUAGGAGCCUAUAACAAAUUAAUUAUGAACUAAUUAUUGCUCAAAUAUCAGCCGAAAUCUUAUUUAAAGAAAAAAUGAGAUAUUUCUUGUUGAAACUUAAUAGCACAAUAUUUAUUGACUGACACAUUAUAGGCCCUUAAUGAAAAUUAUUGUUAUAUAAGUUAAAAGACUUGAUAAUAAUAUGUAAUAGAUAUAAUGGAACAAAAGUAGCGAUAGAUUAAGUAAAUAAAGAAUUUUGACAAUUAUUGCGUUAAAUAAUUCAUUAAACG
Messenger RNA from Chilo suppressalis (striped riceborer), 4151 nucleotides. NCBI's taxonomy places the organism in Eukaryota, Metazoa, Arthropoda, Insecta, Lepidoptera, Crambidae. The record is from the annotation of a GenBank genome assembly.